GCCCUCCUCCAAUCCAGGUCCCUCUCCAGCGCUGUUCACAUCUGGAGCCCCCUCCACAUCUGGAAGACCCUGACCACCGUCCCUCUGCAGGUUCGGCUGCUUCUAGAGACCGCUGCCUUUGUAACUGCCUAGGAGUUGCGAGGGGAUUGCUGCCUUCCCCCAUCCCAAGGGCAUCUCUUACCCUAGUCCUUGCAGAAUCAUCCCCCUGCCUCCACACCCAGAUUCAGGCAAAGAUCAGCUCUGUACACCACAGGCGCUUCAAGUCCUGGAAGCUGUUCUUGGGCCCUAAGGCCCCUCCCCUUGCCCUCCUGUGUCCUCACCUUGACCCCCCCCCUCCCCCGUCAGACUCGGUCUCCCUCUGGGUGCUCCAUCCCCCACCCAGAGGCAGAGUAGGUCGAGUGGCAGGCUGCAGGGGCUGGGUGAGGGCCGCCCAAGGCCAGGGUAGGCUGGGGGGCCGUUAAAAUGUGGAGCUCUGCCCGGCCGAGGGGGGCUCCGUGGAGGCAGGCAAAGCGUGUGCCCCGCUGGGGCGAGUAUGGGCAGGCUUGCGGCCACGUGGUGAAGGAUGAACAUUCGGGGUGCCCCGGACCUCGGGCAGCCCAGUGACGACCCCAACAGUGGUGGAGAGAGAGAACGGAUUCGACAGCGCAUGAAGAUGGUCAUCGGGCAACUUGAAGGCAUCCUGAGGGAACUCAAAGAAGUGGCUAAGGAGCUGAGGGAGGUGGUGAGUCAGAUCGACAAGCUAACCUCUGACUUUGACUUUGAACUGGAGCCGGACGACUGGACCACGGCCACUGUGAGCAGCACCUCCAGCAGCGACAAGGCGGGAGUGGGCGGCCCCUUUGACCUGGGCCACCUGGACUUCAUGACAGCCGAUAUCCUCUCAGACAGCUGGGAGUUCUGUUCUUUCCUGGAUGUCUCUACCCCGUCAGACUCUGUGGAUGGCCCCGAGGCACCACGGCCAGGCGCAGGCCCUGACUACCAGCUCAUGAAUGGUGGUCUGCCCAUCCCCAAUGGGCCACGCGUGGAGACACCAGACUCCUCCAGCGAAGAGGCCUUCGGCGCUGGCCCUGCAAAGGGUCAGGUGCCCCAGCGGACCCCAGGGACGAGGGAGAGGGUGCGGUUCAGUGACAAAGUACUCUACCAUGCCCUGUGCUGUGACGAUGAAGAGGGGGAUGGUGAGGAGGAGGAGGCAGAGGAGGAGGCAGGCCUAGCCCCAGAGCUGGCCCAUGUGGAGCCACACUCAGGCCCCCUCAAGCCCUCCCCAGCCCCCCACAAGACCAGGCGCUCUCCGUUGACUACCCGACGCUUGGGCCCCACAUUGGCUCCAGAACAGACCCGGAGGGUCACAAGGAACAGCAGCACCCAGACAGUGUCAGACAAGAGCACACAGACAGUGCUACCCUAUACGGCCACCAAACAGAAAGCCAAGGGCAAGAACUAG
Molecule: messenger RNA, 1441 nt
Organism: Peromyscus eremicus (cactus mouse)
Lineage: Eukaryota; Metazoa; Chordata; Mammalia; Rodentia; Cricetidae
Gene: Insyn1
Product: inhibitory synaptic factor 1
Exons: 2
Coding region: 563-1441 (292 amino acids)
Biological process (GO): inhibitory postsynaptic potential
Cellular component (GO): postsynaptic density
Source: RefSeq, a predicted model, not a curated record